Capronia coronata CBS 617.96 is the source of this 2238-nucleotide messenger RNA. RefSeq lists its product as uncharacterized. Gene Ontology annotation, molecular function: ribosome binding; mRNA binding; translation initiation factor activity. The record is from RefSeq and is a predicted model, not a curated record. Bases 1 to 2238 code for a protein of 745 amino acids. Gene Ontology annotation, biological process: translational initiation. The transcript has 6 exons. Gene Ontology annotation, cellular component: cytosolic small ribosomal subunit. NCBI's taxonomy places the organism in Eukaryota, Fungi, Ascomycota, Eurotiomycetes, Chaetothyriales, Herpotrichiellaceae.
AUGCCUGUUACUACACAGUUUGCUUUCCGGACUCUGAAAGGCCUCGGUGUCGUCAAUGGUGCACCUAGCUACGAACCACUUCCGGGCUUUGAGAAGCCGGAAGGAAACCUCCGUUGCUGUGCUUACUCGCCAUGCGGCCGCUACUUUGCGUGGGCCUCUCCCGAGAACGUGAGCAUCAUCGACCCCGACACCGGAACAAUCAUCUCCACCCUGCCAGCCGAGAAUGUGUUUGAGUUGGGGUUCUCGCCGCUGGGAACCUACAUCAUCACCUGGCAACGAUCUACCAAGGAUGAGAAUGGCGAUGCAGUCAAGAAUCUCAAAGUGUGGUUGGUGAUUGAUGAGAAGGCUCUGUCAGAAGGCGUGGACAAACAACCCGUGGGGAGGUUUGUCCAGAAAUCGCAGACCGGUUGGAAUCUGCAGUAUACCUACGACGAAGCUUUCUGUGCGCGAGUGGUCACGAAUGAGGUGCAGAUCUACGAAAGUCACGACCUGACCAACGUCUGGAAUAAGAUCCGCGUGGAAGGAAUUGCGGACUUUGCGGUCUCGCCUGGGAAGAACCACGCAAUUGCCGCGUUCGUGCCGGAGCGAAAGGGUCAACCAGCUGCCGUCCGAGUCUACGCUGUGCCGAAUUUCAAGAAUCCCGUAUCGCAGAAGAAUUUCUUCAAAGGUGACAAAGUACAGCUGAAUUGGAACGAUGAUGGUACUUCUUUGAUUGUGCUGGCCCAGACCGAAGUCGACAAGACCGGCAAGAGCUAUUACGGUGAGACCACGCUGUACCUGCUUAGUGCCAACGGCGGUUUCGACUCGAGAAUCGAUUUGGACAAGGAAGGCCCCAUCCACGAUGUCUCUUGGUCGCCUAGAUCCAACAGCUUCGCGGUUGUGUAUGGCUACAUGCCUGCUAAAACGGUCAUCUUCAACGCCAAAGCAGAGCCGGUGCACACAUUCCCUCUUGCGCCUCGCAAUACCGUCUUGUUCUCUCCUCACGGCCGCUUCGUCCUUGUGGCAGGCUUCGGCAAUCUCGCGGGUCAGAUGGAUAUCUACGAUCUGGAAAAGGACUUUGCAAAGAUCUGUACGAUCGAAGCGAGCAACGCAAGCGUGUGUGAAUGGGCUCCAGAUGGAGUGCAUAUCUUGACGGCAACAACAUCACCUCGGCUGAGAGUCGACAAUGGAAUUCGCAUUUGGCAUGCUGGUGGACCUCUGAUGUACAACCAAGAUCUGAACGAGUUGUAUCACGUCUGCUGGCGACCACAAUCGGCGAGCUUAUAUCCUCUGAGUGCAAAUCCUUUCUCACCCAUGCCGGUGCCACAUUCUAGUGCUCUGGAGUAUAUGGCAGCACGGAAAACACCUAGCAAACCUGCUGGUGCUUACCGACCGCCUGGUGCACGUGGUCAAGUCACUCCACUGGCUUUCAAGCGUGAAGACGAGGGUGGCGCAGCGUUUGUUCGUGAGGGCAUCUCAUCCUUCUCAAGCAGCAUCAACGGAUUUGGCAAGUCCCGGCAGCGCGUUGUUCCUGGUGCCGAACCAGCAGAGGAUAAGACCCCUCUACCGCCCGGUGCGGCGCCUGGUGGUGGCGUGAGCCUAACUGGAACCGGAGAGGGUGCCGACGGAGAGCCAUUGUCAAAGGCUGCCAGGAAGAACGCAAAGAAGCGAGAGGCAAAGAAGGCCGCCGCCGCCGCAGCAGCACGUGAUGGUGGAGCAGGUUCCAACCUGGCACCGGAGCAGCCUGCAGCACGAGGAAAGAGUCAAAGUCGAAGUCCGGAUGGCCACGGUCACCAACGCAGUCGCAGCAGAGGCUACGUGCCCGCUCCGGCCCUGGAGGCACCGACUGGACCCAAGAAGGAACGUAGCCGAAGCAACAGCAGAAGACAACGUGGGGACACGAACGGUUCGACACACAAUCACGCCAAUGGCAGCGCUAAAGGGCCAGGCCAUGCACCAGGAACACCGAAUCAAAAGGUUCGCAACGCGCCAACACAUAUCAACACGACCACGCAGGUUGCACCUCCUUCGGCUCCAGAAGGCCAGACUCCGCCCGAGUUGGAGAUUACUAGUCCUGUCACUCCCGGCGGCAGCUCUCAGGAGAAGAAGGUCCGAGGUCUUCUGAAGAAGAUCAGGGCGAUUGAUGACCUCAAGAUGCGAUUCGCAGGCGGCGAGAAAUUGGAGGAUACGCAGAUGAGGAAGAUAUCAACCGAGGACUCUGUGAGGAAGGAAUUGUCCGCUCUCGGGUACAAUGGUUGA